Molecule: messenger RNA, 6301 nt
Organism: Pungitius pungitius (ninespine stickleback)
Lineage: Eukaryota; Metazoa; Chordata; Actinopteri; Perciformes; Gasterosteidae
Product: glutamate receptor 2-like
Exons: 19
Coding region: 31-2712 (893 amino acids)
Biological process (GO): synaptic transmission, glutamatergic; monoatomic ion transport; modulation of chemical synaptic transmission
Cellular component (GO): AMPA glutamate receptor complex; dendritic spine; postsynaptic density membrane
Molecular function (GO): transmitter-gated monoatomic ion channel activity involved in regulation of postsynaptic membrane potential; AMPA glutamate receptor activity
Source: RefSeq, a predicted model, not a curated record
CCCCCCCCCCCCCCCCGCUGCCGUAGGCUGAUGUGGCGUCGCGGGAGGAGGUACACCACCAUGGAGCUGCUGUUCGUGGUGACACUCUUGUGGAGCGAGGCGCUUUGCGGAUCUCCGAGCGUCCAGAUCGGUGGGUUAUUCCCCAGAGGCGCAGACCAGGAGUACAGUGCAUUCAGAGUUGGCAUGGUUCAGUUUGGGAUGGCAGAUUUCCGACUGACUCCACACAUUGAUAACUUGGAGGUGGCCAACAGCUUUGCUGUCACUAACUGCUUUUGCUCCCAGUUCUCUCGAGGUGUCUACGCCAUCUUUGGCUUCUACGACAAGAAGUCAGUAAACACCAUCACAUCCUUCUGUGAGACAUUACACGUCUCCUUCAUCACGCCUUCCUUCCCAGCUGAAGGAAUGAAUCAGUUUGUUCUCCAGAUGAGGCCUGACAUCAAGGGGCCGCUGGUUUCACUAGUUGAGUACUACAAAUGGGAAAAGUUUGCCUAUCUCUACGACAGUGAUCGAGGUCUUUCUACUCUACAGGUAAUACUGGACACUGCAGCAGAGAAAAAAUGGGUUGUCACUGCAAUCAAUGUAGGAAACCUCAAAGAUGAGAGGAAGGAUGAAGCCUAUCGCUCGCUGUUCCAGGACCUGGAGAUCCGUAAAGAGAGACGCAUAAUCCUGGACUGUGAACAAGACAAAGUCAGAGACAUCAUGGAGCAGGUGAUCACUAUAGGCCGACAUGUGAAGGGGUACCACUACAUCAUUGCCAACUUGGGUUUUGUAGAUGGGGACCUCUCUAAAAUCCAGUAUGGAGGUGCAAAUGUGUCUGGGUUCCAGAUAGUAGAUUUUGAUGAUCCUGUGGUGGCAAAGUUUGACCAGCGAUGGGAGGCCCUUGAAGAGAAGGAGUACCCAGGAGCUGAUAUUCGGAUCAGAUAUACCUCAGCCCUCACUUAUGAUGCUGUCCACGUGAUGACGGAGGCGUUCCGCUUCCUUCACAAGCAAAGAAUAGACAUGAGUCGCCGUGGCAACAGUGGAGACUGUCUAGCCAAUCCAGCAGUUCCCUGGGCACAGGGGGUGGAGAUUGAACGUGCCCUCAAACAGGUGCGUGUGGAUGGUUUGACCGGGAACAUUCAGUUUGACCAGUACGGCAAGAGAAUCAACUACUCAGUGACCGUCAUGGAGCUGAAGAACAGUGGACCUGUUAAGAUUGGCUAUUGGAAUGAGGUGGAUAAAAUGGUGGUGACAAAGUCGGACCUUUACCCCAACGACACCAUGGGAAUGGAAAACAAGACUGUCAUCGUCUCAACUAUUCUGGAAGCCCCCUAUGUAAUGCUGAAGAAGAACUCUGAGCAGUUUACCGACAAUGAACGCUAUGAAGGUUACUGUGUUGACCUGGCUGCUGAGAUUGCAAAGCACUGUGGUAUCCGCUACCAGUUGAGAAUUGUGGGAGAUGGCAAAUAUGGGGCAAGAGAUGCAGAUACCAAGAUCUGGAAUGGUAUGGUUGGAGAGCUGGUGUAUGGGAAAGCCGAUAUAGCCGUUGCUCCUCUGACGAUCACGCUCGUUCGUGAAGAGGUGAUCGAUUUCUCCAAGCCCUUCAUGUCUUUGGGAAUCUCCAUCAUGAUCAAGAAGCCGCAGAAAUCUAAACCUGGAGUCUUCUCCUUUCUGGACCCACUGGCCUAUGAAAUCUGGAUGUGCAUUGUCUUUGCCUAUAUUGGAGUUAGUGUUGUACUCUUUCUGGUAUCCAGAUUCAGCCCCUAUGAGUGGACGCUAGAGGAACCAGAGGAUGGCGCGAUGCCGCUGACCACUGAAUCCACCAAUGAGUUUGGGAUCUUUAACUCCCUUUGGUUCUCUUUGGGUGCUUUCAUGCGGCAGGGUUGCGAUAUUUCACCAAGAUCCCUGUCAGGUCGUAUAGUGGGGGGGGUGUGGUGGUUUUUCACCCUGAUCAUCAUCUCAUCAUACACUGCCAACUUGGCUGCCUUCCUGACGGUGGAGAGGAUGGUGUCUCCCAUCGAGAGCGCCGAAGACCUGGCCAAACAGUCAGAGAUUUGUUAUGGAACGCUGGACUCUGGAUCCACCAAAGAGUUCUUCAGGCGCUCAAAAAUCGCCCUGUUUGACAAAAUGUGGCAGUACAUGAAAUCAGCGGAGCCUUCUGUCUUCGUUAAGAAAACGUCAGAGGGCGUCUUGCGCGUCAGAAAGUCCAAAGGGAAGUACGCCUACCUGCUGGAAUCCACCAUGAACGAGUACAUCGAGCAGAGGAAACCCUGCGACACGAUGAAAGUGGGAGGGAACCUCGACUCCAAAGGCUACGGCAUCGCCACGCCAAAAGGAUCCCCAUUAAGAAAUGCUGUGAACCUGGCGGUGUUAAAGUUGAACGAGCAGGGGCUGCUGGACAAACUGAAAAACAAGUGGUGGUAUGACAAGGGAGAAUGCGGCAGCGGAGGAGGGGAGAGCAAGGAGAAGACCAGCGCCCUGUCCCUCAGUAACGUAGCAGGAGUCUUCUACAUCCUGGUUGGAGGUCUGGGUCUGGCCAUGAUGGUAGCGCUGGUAGAGUUUUGCUACAAGAGCCGUGCAGAGGCCAAAAAAAUGAAGAUGAAAUUCACAGAUGCAAUGCGCUCCAAAGCUCGUCUAUCCAUCACAGGAUCGACUAGUGAGAAUGGUCGUGUCCCGGUGGCUUACCUGCGUCCAGGAUUACCCAUGAGCCUCAGCAUGACUGAUAUGUCCUGACCACACCCGAGCCAGUGCCUUACAGCCAAUCAACACACAUCCUCCCUCCCCCUCUGAAAGUGAGUGGAAAUGCUUGUCACCCUCCUUCAGGUGACCACUUACCACUCAACAUUGGUGAUCUGCCCUGAUUUUCAAUCCGGAGUUUAGCCAAUCAUUUCUCUUUGAGGACUCCUGAUCUGCUAUUUAACAUCUGGCCGAAAAAGACUGGACAGAUGUUGUCCUCCCACCGCUUGGCUGUCAGGCUUUAGCAAAGACCUGCCCACCAACGAAGUGAAUCCCUCGACCGUCAACGAGAAAGAUGGCUGUUGGUCAUAUACAAAUUCCUGAAAAAACAAUCAAGCACAGUGGACAAUUUUCUAAACAAACACACAUCAUUGUUCCGUAGAUGUUCGCCAUGGAGGCUAUAGAAACUAAGGACAACAGUGAUGCUGACGUUAACGCAAUAACAACACUAAUCAGGGAUGUGAUCAGGCAUUGUGGGUCUAAAACUAGAAUCUUGUUUAAAUGAGUUUGAGUGCAAUGAAAAAAAACGUCCUGAAAAAUUGCAUCCAUGACAAAAUAGUAAUUAUAAUAGCAAAUAAUGAUAAAGAUGUUAUUGAUCUUAAUUGUUUUUUUCUGCCUGAAUAUCCCUAAUUAGUAGAGACCCAGGAGAUGCAUGGACUGACACACUCACACACACGCACACACAUACAUACAAAACCACCGGUAUGAAUACAUACACCAUACACAGGGAUGGGCAAAAACUGAUCAAAAUGUAUGAUAAUACAAAGUAGCUUUCACAAUUUAAGCCCAUAUUUGUAGGAUUUUAGCAUUUCUGAUGGUUAGACCUACCUGUAGCAUCAAAGAGCAACAAACAAAAGCAGAUUUGCUCAUUAUUUUAUGUAAGUUGUAAGCCAUUCCAAUAGUAGGAAGAACACUACAAAAGUCCCAAAUGGAUUAAGUGAUUGAAAGUAAAAAUAAUAUAUUUCAAAUCUAUUCAUACACAAAUAUACUACUGCAUUUUAUAGUGUCUUUAACCACUUUUACUAACCUGUUUAUGCAGUUUAAGCUUAACCUUUAAAAAUGAUUGUUUUGGCUGCGUGAAACACACACCCCAUCUUUUUAAAUGGUAUUAUAGCCAUUAAAAAUACUUUUAAACUACUUUGGUACUACUUAAUGGUAACAACAGAAUUAUAUUUAUUGCAUUUUUAUCAUAUAGAUAUUUUUUCGAGAUGGGUCAUCCAUCAGACAGGAGCAUGAGGGGGACGUUGGUCAUUGGAAUAUGAAACGCACCGCUUGCGUAUUUAAUUAAUGCCGGUGUUUAAUUAAGGUGUGAAUUGUCUGAGCCACAUGUCAGCUGCAUCAGGUUUCAGUUCUGUUUCAGACCAUUGCUUCAGGUGAAGCUUCAGACCAGGUGCAGGUUGUUUAUUCAUAGUAUACUUAGAAAGUUUUCAUCAUCCAUCUUUGUCUGCAUGUGACGUGUUGCAAGUCAAGACACAAAGAGAAAAAUUUACAUUGUUCUCGGCGAGCUAAACGUUAAAGGCACAGUGCAUUUGUGGUGUGUUUGGAAGGUUUGUCCCCUCUGUGGGUAGCAUUAACUGUGCAACAUUUAAAAUGGCUACAACUUGUACAUGAACAUUUCAAAAGUUCUUUCUUUAACGGCCAUUUUGUAAUAGAACUAAUUGACUUCACUUAAACCAAUAACAGCAUUACUGUUGAGAAGCCUCUUUCUCUUGUAUGCUGUCUUUGAAAGAUCUUUGAAAAUUGAGCCACUGUUCUUGUUAAACAGCAAGAGGGUCGGAAAGAAGAUGGAAUUAAUAUACAUUUCUAAGUGAGAGAUCGACACAAAUUGUCUACCCUAAUAGUGCCCAUACAAGCCAUUGUGAUCUCGCUAGAUUAAGAUAACGCCACUCUGACAUCAAGAGGGUAUGUUCAUACAAUACUUAAAUACUAGUCAGACAUGUUGCCCAUCCCUGUCUGUAGGUCAGUACACCCAUACAGACAAAAACACAUAUCCUCAAUCCCAGUACAUCACUACACACUUACAUACAGUCAGAGCCAAACAUUUUGCUCGUGCACAGGCACAUCGUAUUGUCAAAUGAGUUCUGAUGCCAACUGGAUGAAGUGCCAAACAGAGUGAGAACCAAUCAGAGCUUUCCAUGCUCAGCCAAUGGCAGCUGCUGAUACUGAAACCUGAGCCAAUAGGAGCUCUCACUGCUGUGAGGUGGACAAGAAACUGUGAACAAAGACCUUUCUACUGAUUAAUUUACUGCACUGAUGAUGGCAACGGGGAUGAAGAGAACGAAGAGAACUUUUGCAUGUCACUUUGAGUUUUUUCUUUCAGAUAAACUUGUCAGCCUAAAGCGUUGUGCCUGGCUGCAUUUUAGUGUUUAAUAAUGAUAGUAAUAAGAAUAAUAUUAACAAUAUUAAUUGCAGUAUUAAUGUGGUUCUUGUUAUGUAUAGUGUAUGUUUUUAAGAACUCAAAUCUGCUACUUUCUUUCACCAAGGAGCUGUUAUUUGUGCUGUUAGUUAGAAGCAAGCCGGUGGCUGAAAAGCUUCUCACGCAACAUGAUUAAAUGCCCAAGACGCGAUCAACGUCUGGUUUAAGUUGAGCUGAAAAUGUCAAGGGAUCUACUUCAUUUUCUUCUAAUGGUCUCAUAUCAUUUUUGCAAUGACCACAUGUUGUAAUUAUCAGAGGUAUUUUGAUGUUGUUAUUAUGUGACAAGGAGUUACCACGGGAUGGCCCCCAAACAUGACAACCACUGGGAGGAAUGUGGAAAUGAUCACCUUCACUGACAGCUUUGCUUCUGGUAUAAUUUCAUUUUCUAUUAAACACAUCACUUUUGAACAACAUAUUUUUUGUUGCCUUCCAACAGAGCAAAAUAAGCAUUGGAUUAAUGGACCCCCCCCAAAAGUGUGUUUGUUUUUUUACAAAUAUUAACACCUGUGUGAUAUGACCCUUUUCAGUAUAUAUUAAACAUGCCUGGGUUGUGAAUUUGACAGAGGAGAGCAUUGUUCAUUUUAUAUUUCCUUCCCCUUGCAUAUCCUAAAAUCCACUCAGAAGUAUUUGUGCCUAAACUUAACCAAACCUGUUACCAGUCUUGCACUGAAUGCACACGUGCAAAUAGUUUGGGAGAGGCAGUGCAUAGAAGGGCGCCAUAGACUUACCAUGCGGUCAACCUGGAGGCUACUCCCCCUUACAUCAGAAUGUUAACCUGGCCUCCCCUCUCUGAUAUUUUCUGCUAUAAUUAAGAUUUUAUACUUUAGAAAUUACACUAUAACCCCUAGAAUCAGAUUAGAGUAACGAAAAGUUGGUAAUUCUGAGAUGCACUGAACUUGUCAUCCUUUCUUGUCUGCUGUAAAAUAUUUGCUGACAUAACUUUUACAGUUUCCAGUCAAAGCCAGAAUCCCCAUUGGAUGGACUUUGUGGAGGUUAGUCUUUGGGGUGGCAGCUCUCUUUGGAUGAACUAGUGGAAAGGUCUGUGGUGCAUCUGAGUAUUGUGUAGGAGACUGUCACUCACAUCCUCAUGAGGACCAUCAAUUAAAGCUCCACUGUGGAGUUUUUGUAAACUAAUAAAGGUUCUGAUAUUCUUCAGUGUCACUCACCAAA